Molecule: messenger RNA, 414 nt
Organism: Racocetra fulgida
Lineage: Eukaryota; Fungi; Glomeromycota; Glomeromycetes; Diversisporales; Gigasporaceae
Source: the annotation of a GenBank genome assembly
AUGAUUAUACCUGAACAUAUAAAAAACCUUGAUCAUCAAACUCAACCUCAACAAUCAUGUCAACUUUGUUUAAAAUUUCUCCAAUAUAUUAUCGAUCACGUCCGAGACCGAGACGAAGUUCAGAAUGAAAAAAAUUAUUUGCAAUGUUCUGAAUGCAACUACAAAGUAUUUAAUGAUACAUUCGCUAUGCAUCAGCACAAACGCGAUAAACAUGGUAUAGCAGUAUGUAAACUAUGUGCAAAAGAAGCCAAAGAUUUUAAGAAGUUUUUAUGUGAAGACCACACCGACCAAGAAAAAAAGGAAGAAGAAAGUAACAAAAUGAAAAUUGCUUUUUAUUGUGAGCCUUGUAAUAGAGUUUUUUUAAGACUUGAGGAUAUUAGAAAACAUGAUCGUGCAAAACACAGUAAAAAAAAG